Molecule: messenger RNA, 3348 nt
Organism: Tuber melanosporum (Perigord truffle)
Lineage: Eukaryota; Fungi; Ascomycota; Pezizomycetes; Pezizales; Tuberaceae
Exons: 2
Coding region: 715-2268 (517 amino acids)
Source: RefSeq, a predicted model, not a curated record
GCCAUCACCACCCCUUCUACCUUCUUUCUUUCGCAGUAGUAACAGCAGCAGCAGUAGUAAUUCUCUUUCCUCACCGCCCCCCGUCUGCAUUCUACAACCCAAAGCAAUUCUUUCUUCGCCUUGCUUGAUCAACACUCUCAUCCCCUAUUUUACUACUACUCAGUCUGUCCUGCUGUCGGGGUGUUUGUCUUUCUCCCCUUUUUGUGCUGAGCACCUCUCGUACAUCAUCACUUUUGUACAUCUCAAAAAAGUUCCAUCCCCUACCGUCAAAAAGAGUCGGUCGUCGUCUGCUUACCUCCCGUCCUUAUUCUGGCCCACAUCGCCCACACGCAUCCCUAUUACAAGUUGGUGUCUUUAACUAUUUUUCUCUUUUUCUUCCCAUCUCCGGUCCCAUCAGCCUCGUCCCCACAGGGACUUUAAUCGGCUUACAAAAGGAUUUGAUUCUACAGCCGUCUGGUCUAACCCAACUGCGGAGCAAUUUUCCCUCCUUCUCUUUCUUUCGACGACUACUCUAACUCUCCUUCUGUACUUAAUCAUCGGCACAUUUUUCUGUCGAGCGCUUCUCUCAUUUUUCAUCCCAUUCGGUAUUCUGGGACUGUUAACUGAGACCUAACGACAUAUCGUCGGAUCGUCUUCUUAUUUUCUAAUCUGCCAUUUUUGACGAGUGGUUUUGCCGCCCUUACUAUCCCUCAUUAAGAGCUAGACAUCAUGAGUAUGGACGCAGGCGGUCUUGCUCAAAUUAAUUACUUCCACCAACAGGGGAACCCGGCCUCCUUCGCCUCCAGAGGAAAGGGUUCGCACCUUAGGAAUAUUUCUGUGCCAGUUCCUUCCAACAACCUCUCUGCCCCGGCAGACAAUCAGACCGUCACCACUCCUCGCACGGCAAGGUCUGCUUUGUUGGCUGGGCUUCGGACUGCGCCGAGGACUCCGAACCCAACCCCCGCUUCUGCUCCUCCAGCAGAGAGUGGUCUCGAAUCCAGGUAUAACCCGCCUGGAUCGUCCGAUUUCCCUCCGCAAAAUGCCCGUUCUAGGCAGUCCCCUAACCGCUACCAAGGAUAUCAGAGUUCUCAGGGUACUCCCUACUCUGCGGCUUCCCAGCAGCUGCCUACCCCUCCGUCAUCUUCCCCCGCACUCGGCUUGAAUGGUGAAAUGUUCGAGUUGUCUGACGAAACUGACAAUGAGAGGUAUCAACAAUUGCUCGCGACCAAUUUCAUCCUUGCUCAGAAGCAGGCUGAGCUCCAGGCUCAGUUGGCUAACUCUGUCGCUGCCCAUCAACUUCUUCAAUUGCAGCAGCUUCAGCUCCAGUCUUCUGGAUCUGGCAACUUUUCAACUCCCCCUAUGAGCCCUGGAGGUAUGGGCUCCUACAUGCAGCAGUCCGCAAACGCUGCCAACAUGAAUGCAAAUAGAUACUACCCUAUCUACAAUGGCAUUUAUGGAUACUACGCACAGCCUCAAGUUUCGGUGGACUACUUGCAGCAAUUCCAGCAACAGCAGCAAUCCCCUCCUGCUUCUGCUCAAUCUGAGAAUAGCGCACCUGUUUACCAGCCACCCCAGCAGCAGCAACAGCAACAGCAAACACAACUUCAGGAGAAGCAAUCUCCCACUUUGAAUGCUUCUACUGGACGUUCGGGUCGUUCUAGGUCACCACCAAAGCUCACACUUAAUCAACCUAACUCGAGCGGUUUCAAGCGUGGCCAUAGGAAGGCUAGCUCUUUGUCCACUUGUGUGAAUGUGAGCAACUUGGAUAUCGCGGAACCUCCAAAGACCUCACUCCCUAAGAUAAUGCCCACCACACCGAUGACGGCAACCUUUGCCCCAGGACAUGCUAGUGGAUCUCACCCUAUUCGCCAACCUCGUGGUCCUCCAGCUAUCGAAGAGUUGAAGGCUAAGCCAACAAACAAGGAUGGAGGAAGCAAGAACUUUGCAACCAGACAACGCCGACGGGCCGUCUUCAAGUUGGUUACCGCAGGGAUGGAGAGGAGGACCGCUAGAUCUGCUUCUAGCUCUAUCGGUGGCACUAUGACACCUGUCUCGGAAAAUGAAUGUUCUGGGUUUGAGGAUGUUGAGAGUGUGUCUUCAUCUCUCUCCGGGCGUGCAAGUCGUACAAGCAUUCGCGGAGGGGAUUCUCCGCAAGACUACAGCGCGUCUAGUGUCAGUAGCGAUGAGAGCGUUGGUACAAAACAGACUGAGAGUAAAGAAUCUGGUGGAUUGAAGGCUCCCAGAUUAGUUUUCGGCUCUGCAACGAAGAGAAAUAGUGCCCAGUUUUAAGCGCGUGAUUUCUUGGUGUUAAUGCAUUUGUCUUUGGUCGUAUCAGGCCGUUACUUUCACUGGUUAUUUUGUUUCCCCCGUUGUCCUUUAUUCCUUGAUGUUACCCCUGUUUGUGCCUUUACUAUUGGUGUUUGAAAACUCGUAUGUUAUGAAUUAAGUGUUUGGGAUGGACAGUGGGUAAAAAAAAAAAUUUUUGGAAAUGGGGGAACAAUAUCUUCGUUUCACUGCUUUUUCUCCUUUUAAACUCUUUUUUUCCUUUUAGUUUGGGGGAAUGAAAUCUGGGAAAGGGCGAGAAAUACCAGGGACAAACGGAAAUCCUCGAGGAAUUUUUCAAUACGGAUGAGAAAUAUGAUUGAGGUAGUUGGUUUUUUCUUUUUUUAUCUUCCUUACUCGGUUACUUAACUUUGGUGAUGACAUGGGGUGUGUUGGGGAAGAGGAUAAUUGCAAGCAAAUGGACACUUGGAAUGGAUUGGACGGAAUGGGGAAUUGGGAGAGAUUAUUUGUAUUUUUUUUUUUUUAGUGAAAUUCGGGAUCGUGUUUUUUACAUGACUUGUUAAUUGAGGUUGUGGAGUCUUUUCUUCUGUUUCCUUUUCUUCAAAUCCUUGUGGACGGGGGUGGAUUGGAUUGAAUUGAACUGAAUCGAACUGAAUUGAAGAGCAGCAAUGAGAGGGAAUUGGAGAAAUUGCAGAUUGAUUGAUUCGUUUUUUUUUUUCCCUUUGGAAUUCGAGAUGGAGGGAUAAUGGGGGCAAAUGCAAAAAGCAAAGAAUGAGGUUCAGAAGGGAGGAACAAAAAAAAAAAGGGACCCGAACUUUGGGCGCGCGCGCACGAUUGGGAAACAUUUUUCCUGAGUCGGACCAACAGACGGACCCGUUUGAAGAUACGGUAGUUGCUUGUGUGUGUGUGGGACGCGGUAUGCACACAGUUUUGCUUUUCAUUCUUUAGAUGAUGUACUUGUAUUUUCCAUAUCUCUCCCCUCUUUUCUUUUACUCUCUGUGUUCAUUGCGUUUUCUGAAAUCUGUUAUCUCUAUUCUCUAUUCUUCCUUUUUUUCCAACCAAUAUAAUACUUGUACUCUACCAAAA